This is a messenger RNA of Batrachochytrium dendrobatidis JAM81, 1464 nucleotides long. RefSeq lists its product as uncharacterized. Lineage: Eukaryota; Fungi; Chytridiomycota; Chytridiomycetes; Rhizophydiales. Bases 1 to 1464 code for a protein of 487 amino acids. The record is from RefSeq and is a predicted model, not a curated record. The transcript has 3 exons.
AUGUGGAUACAGCAACAUCUUGCCGUUGAUUCUGACAUGUAUAUUGCUUCUAUUACAUGCAGCUCAUGCCCUUCUUAUCCACUUCCUUGUGCUGCACACAUUCCUCACAAACAGCUGCAGGAUUUGACAUUUGAGACCAGAGAGUCUUUUGAAAAGUUUGUUGGUGACUUGGCAGCUAACCAUGGAUGCAUGCUCAAGGUUAGGAGCUCUCAUAAAGACAGGGAUGUUCUUUUUUGUUGUGUCAACUCCUUUGAUACUACUAUGCCUUUCAAGUCGCAUCGAAAGUCGAGUUUAGGGACAAGAGCAUCUCAGCAACUGUUGCCUUGCCCUUUUGCGAUCAGUGGCCAUAAAAAGAUAGAUGUCUGGAGAGUGCAGGUUAGAAACUGUAUGCACUCAUGCCAGGCUCGAUCAGUGUCUGGUUUGAACUCCAUUCGGUCCAACCUGUCUGCUUCAAGCAAAGUGAUUCUACCCAAUCAGUCCGAGUUCAAGGCAGAUUCUAUUUCAGCUACACUCAACACCAGCGUUCAAUGUCAAUCGACUAAUGAUAAAAGAGAUAUUUCAGUUGAGCAUAACAAUUCUAAAGUUUUGAGCGACUCUGUAGAUCAUGGAUUUACAGCAGCUACAAAUACAGCAGUUUUGCCAUUAGCAAGUACUGGAACCCAAUCUUUUCCAAGACUGUCGCUUUUAUCACCAGGCUUAUGGCCCCUGCAUCAUACUACAGAAACACACAAUCUUGUCAAGGAACAUGCUAAUCCGAUCCUAGUUGAACAUGCAUUGCAUACUGAUCUAGCAACAAACUCUUUUCCCAAUGUCAGUUCAGAUGUUUUUUCCGAGAGCGAUGCAUUGGCACAAUUUUUCCGUCAAAUUGGACCAACACUUGCCUAUCUGGUUGCAGCCCAGCAGUUUCAAUCAGAGAAUCCGGGUAAUCUUGAGCAUCUAACAGAGCAGUUAUUGAUGGAUCAGCUAUCUCAACACAUACCCCUAUCCCCACCAGUAUCGCAGAUUUCAUCAACCAUGAUGACACAAUCAACUUCAUGCAAUGAUAUCUCAGUAAAACGACGACCUCUAGCCCCGCGACCGGGACCUAUUUUUGAAAGAUGUAUACCCAAUGCCACUGUUUCCAGCACAUUACCAUUGUCUCAUAACCUAUUGCGCAAUGCACACGUCAAGAAACCAGCAGAUUUAUUUAAAUACAAGCGACAGCGUGCUAAAUGCAAACUAUGCUGUUCAGCAGACUGUCCAGGUUCUACAAAAGGAGUGUUUGGUUGUCGACACAAAAAGGUGAAUACAAAAAGAGCCAUUGCGCCAGCACCACCAGUAAUUAUGGAAAAUCAAAUGAUAUCAGAAACCAUUAGUUUGACAAGGAUUGAAACUGGAAAGAUUUCUGGAACAAAUUCUGAAAUUCGAUUUAGAAGAACGCAAAACAGAAACGCUUUGCGUGAGCAAACAGCCGAUUUGAUUUGA